Messenger RNA from Orycteropus afer afer, 1527 nucleotides. Its product is annotated as steroid 17-alpha-hydroxylase/17,20 lyase. The record is from RefSeq and is a predicted model, not a curated record. Lineage: Eukaryota; Metazoa; Chordata; Mammalia; Tubulidentata; Orycteropodidae. Bases 1 to 1527 code for a protein of 508 amino acids. The transcript has 8 exons. Gene Ontology annotation, biological process: progesterone metabolic process; hormone biosynthetic process. Gene Ontology annotation, molecular function: iron ion binding; steroid 17-alpha-monooxygenase activity; heme binding.
AUGUGGGAACUCUUGGCUGUCUUACUGCUCACCCUCGCAUACUACUUUUGGCCCAAGAUAAGGCACCGUGGUGUCAAGUACCCUAAGAGCCUCCCAUUCCUGCCCCUGGUAGGCAGCCUGCCAUUCCUCCCUAGACAUGGACAUCCUCAUAUCAACUUCUUCAAGCUGCAGAAAAAAUACGGCCCCAUCUAUUCCUUUCGUCUGGGUACCAACACUACCGUGGUCGUGGGCAACCACCAGUUGGCCAAGGAGGUGCUCCUCAAGAAAGGCAAAGAAUUCUCUGGGCGGCCCCUUGUGACGACUCUGGCUAUCCUGUCAGACAACCAAAAGGGUGUCGCCUUCGCUGACAACGGUCCCCACUGGCAGCUGCAUCGGAAGCUAGUGCAGGCUGCCUUUGCCCUGUUCAAGGACGGCCACCAGAAGCUAGAGAAGAUCAUACUUGAGGAAAUCAGCGCACUCUGUGAUUUCCUGGUCACCCAUAAUGAACAGUCCAUAGAUUUGGAACUGCCUCUCUUCCUGGCGGUGACCAACAUGAUCUCCAUGUUCUGCUUCAACUCCUCCUACAAGUAUGAUGACCCUGACCUGAAGAUCAUACAUGAUUACAACAAAGGCAUCCUGGAUAAUCUGGGCAGUGGGGGUCUGGUGGACAUCUUCCCCUGGUUGAAGAUUUUCCCCAACAAACCACUAGAAGUUAUGAAGAAUGCUGUUAAAUUACGGAAUGAACUGCUGAACAGAAUCCUAGAAAAAUACAAGGAGAAAUUCAACAGUGACUCUAUCACCAACCUACUGGACAUACUGAUUCAAGCCAAGAUGAACUCAGAAAAUAACAAUGAAGGCUCAGCCCAGGACUCAAAGCUGCUUUCAGAUGAACACAUUCUUACCACUGUUGGGGACAUCUUUGGGGCCGGUGUGGAGACCACCACCUCUGUGAUGAAGUGGAUUGUGGCCUUCCUACUGCACAAUCCUCAGCUGAAGAAGAAGAUCCAGGAGGAAAUUGACCAGAACGUAGGUUUUAGUCGCACACCAGCUAUCAGCGACCGGAAUCACCUCGUCCUGCUGGAGGCCACCAUCCGAGAGGUUCUUCGCAUCCGACCUGUAGCCCCGCUGCUCAUCCCCCACAAGGCUUCUACUGACUCCAGCAUUGGUGAGUUUGCCGUUGACAAAGGCACUCACAUUAUCGUCAAUUUGUGGGCCCUGCAUCACAAUGAGCAGGAAUGGCAGCAGCCCGACCGGUUCAUGCCUGAGCGUUUCUUGGACCCAACGGGGAGCCAGCUCAUCUCACCAACGUUGAGCUACUUGCCCUUCGGAGCAGGACCCCGCUCCUGUGUAGGUGAGCUCCUGGCCCGCCAGGAGCUCUUCCUCUUCCUGUCCUGGGUGCUGCAGAGGUUCGACCUGGAGGUGCCGGAUGGUGGACAGCUGCCCUCUCUGCAGGGCAAUCCCAAAGUGGUCUUUCUGAUCGACUCCUUCAAAGUGAAGAUCAAGGUGCGCCAGGCCUGGAGGGAAGCCCAGGCUGAGGGUGUUGCCUAG